This is a messenger RNA of Drosophila ficusphila, 1312 nucleotides long. RefSeq names its product carbohydrate sulfotransferase 4. NCBI's taxonomy places the organism in Eukaryota, Metazoa, Arthropoda, Insecta, Diptera, Drosophilidae. The transcript has 3 exons. Gene Ontology annotation, biological process: N-acetylglucosamine metabolic process; sulfur compound metabolic process. Bases 85 to 1182 code for a protein of 365 amino acids. Gene Ontology annotation, molecular function: N-acetylglucosamine 6-O-sulfotransferase activity. The record is from RefSeq and is a predicted model, not a curated record.
UCUGUCAGACAAAAAUAAUACGUCCAUUCAGAUCUAUUUAAAAAUUUGAAGUGUCGAGGUUGGAAAAUAGUUUAAAUUUUAGACAUGGUGCAGGUUUCGCGUACAGCCAAGUUCACCGGUGUUUGCGUGGGCGUCUAUACGACUUAUGUCCUCUUCGUAUUCCUCAUUUUGCCCAUUCUGAUGCCGGAUCCGGUGGCUCUGCAGCGGUCGGUGGUGGCCCACAAGACGCGCCACCUGGGCGACAUAAGCAACUUCACCCUGGAGACCGGUGGCCAGCCGAUCCGGUCCAUGCUGGUCACGUUCCGGGGCUCGGGAGCCCUGUCCCUGCUGGACAACCUGGCGCACCAGCCGGGCUGCUACCAGCACUUUGCUCCACUGAUCGCCUACGAGAGCCGCCCGAACGCCGAGAAGGAGCACCAGCGGGCUCUGGAGGAGCUGGUGGCGCUGUACAACUGCAACUACAACAAGUCCGCUGAAAUGAUUCGCUGGGGAAUGCGCUCGCCGGUCUUCCGCCGGUUCUACGGCGCCCAGGCGAAGACCUGCAUGACCCACAGCCAGGAGAUCUGCUGGGAUUCACAAACGAUGGCCGCCGUCUGCAAGCUCUACCCGUUCAUCAACAUGGCCGUGUACAACUUGCGGCUCAAGUUCCUAGCCACCCUCCUGGCACGCGAAGGACUGAAUUUACGAAUUAUGCUGAUUGUUCGCGAUCCUCGCGGCACUAUUUACUCGCGGAUGCAUAACAAGUGGUGCACGACAGAAAAGGAUUGCGAAGCGAAGACCCUUUGCAACGACAUGAUCAGCGACCACCACAUGGUUGAAACACUCACCCAAUCCUAUCCGCAACGAUUCAGUAUAUUACGUUACGAGGACUUGGUUUCGCAGCCUGAAGAGAGUAUAAAGGUGGUAUUCGACUUCUAUGGUCUUCCAUUAAGAGGGCAAAAGACCAUGACUCGGUGGAUUCAUCCGCGCAGCGGACAUGGCGUAGAGUCCUCGGGAUUGGACAGCCAUUGGAGGCUCUUCAACCAGCCUGCUCACGACUGGAUGAGCAAAAUGAAGGUGGAGGACAUAAGGGCGGUGCAGAACGUCUGUGGCGAGGCCAUGGACUUAUGGGGCUAUCGCUUGAUUCAGGACUUUGAGAAAUUUUCAUCAGAAACAUUUGAACCGAUCUUGGGCAAGGCUUAAGUUUUUGGGGUCGAGUUAAAAGAGCAAUCAUCAGAAUUGGGUUGUAAUUGGGUCUUUUUCUCAUAAACAUUAUUAUAAUUAGCAAUAGUAGUUAAUAAAAUAGAAAGGAAAACAAUAGGAAAAGUUCAAA